Molecule: messenger RNA, 1485 nt
Organism: Pyrenophora tritici-repentis Pt-1C-BFP
Lineage: Eukaryota; Fungi; Ascomycota; Dothideomycetes; Pleosporales; Pleosporaceae
Product: Asp domain containing protein
Source: RefSeq, a predicted model, not a curated record
AUGGCCUCACUUCUUUUUUACCUCUCAGCGACCGUGCUGUUUGCUCAGUCAACAGUCGCUUCAAAUUGCACCAAGAAACCGAUCUAUGUCGACAUUCAUAAGCGAGCUGUUCAUGACUCUCCAGUCUUUCAAUAUGGGUCCUUCAUCGGACUAGGCACGCCAGCACAAAACCAAAGCCUAUGGCCAUCAUUACAACAAAACCACACAUCCUUUGCAUCAAGCGACUACUGUAAAGAUAAUAGUACGCUCCGAAACUGCUUCAAUAGUACAGGAGGCUUCUUCAACCCCCAAGAUUCGACUUCCUUCGUGCAAGACGUCAGCUUCCAGUCAUUGGACAAAGCUCAAGAUGGGUUCACCGCAUCCUUUGGCCAAGAAGUACUCCGACUCUACACACACUAUUUCGAAUCGGAUGGCGCAUCGCAAACACUUCUGGAGAACUCGACGAUUGAGGUAGCUGAUUCAGGGUCGAUUACACCGGAACGAGUUGGCAUGGGAUCAUCGUCGACUCUAUUACGAGACCUUGUUGCGCAAGACAUAAUAGCCGGAAGAACGUACUCACUGUACAUUGGACAUGGGUUUGAACGUGCUGGGGGCAUGGUCAACGGCAGCAAUGUGUUUGGCGGAUACGAUUCGGGUCGGUUUACAGGGGAACCGCACAGGUACCCCAUGAACAUGGAAAACAUCAGCCCAAUGAGCGUCCGCAUCAAGGAUGUCGUCCUUACCAAUGCGGAUGGAAACGGCAAUGUGUCGCUCUUUGACAACACAGCUUCUACUGGCGUGAAGUCACGAUCCGAAAGCUUUGAGGCCCAAAUCACGACGGAACAGCACCCCUUCUCGCUACCAUACCAGAUCACCCAAAACUUCAUCAAUCAGCUGGGCGCUGAGCAGGACAAUACAUGGGGCGACCACUCCUUGAAGCUGAAAAACGCAUUCAAUGGUACACUCUCCAUCGUUCUCGAGGACGGUUUUGCCGUCACCCUCCCACCUGAAGUCUUGAUGAACGCCUCAAACAUUACACCCAUGCAAGACCGUAAGGAGUCCGACAAGGCCCCAUUCUACCUAGGCACCGCCUUCCUCGGUCAGGUCUACCUAAUGGCCGACUAUGAAAGUAACAACUUCUUCCUCGCCAAGGCAGUCCAAAAGAACAACUUCGUCAUGCCCGUGACCUUUUGCCCCAAGUCUACGCCAGUAGCAUAUGUGCGCCCCAAAGUGUCCCAGUGGCAAAGCCAAGGCCUAGCCGGCGCCGUUGUUGGUGGUAUCAUCGGCGGCAUGGGUUUGAUUAUUGCGAUCUACUUUAUCUGGGCUGCCUGGAUGCGCAAGAAGGACGAGCGCAAUCUGAAGCGGGAGUUGAAGAGAAACUCGCAGAGGAAGUUGGAGCAGAUGGAUAUCGAAGAGGCACAGCCAAAGUUUGACCCGCCGCCGCAGACGGUAAAUGCGGCCAAAGCGAUGUUUUGGAGGAAGAACAAGCCGGGCUUGACGUUUUGA